AUGGCUAAUCGUAAGGAUUUUGAAAUUCCAAUUACCGACGAAAAUGACGUUUUGCAGAUUACAGCUUUGGGUGCCGGCAACGAAGUUGGAAGAUCUUGCCUGCUUGACGCGGGUAUUCAUCCUGCAUAUAAUGGUCUUGCAGCUCUUCCGUUUUAUGAUGAAAUUGAUCCUGCAGCCGUUGAUGCGUUGCUUAUUAACAUUUUUGUUUCUAAUGGUUUUCGAAAUAUUAGUUUUCAUUUGGAUCAUGCCGCUUCUUUACCAUAUUUUUUAGAAAAGACAACAUUUGAGGGACGCGUGUUUAUGACUCAUCCAACAAAAGCGAUUUAUAAGUGGUUACUAUCCGAUUAUGUGAGAGUUAGCAACGUGGCAUUAGAUGAAAUGCUUUAUGAAGAACAAGAUCUUUUGCAUAGUUAUGAUAAAAUUGAAGCUGUUGACUACCAUCAGGAAGUCGAAGUUGAGGGGAUAAAGUUUACAAGUUACAAUGCUGGCCAUGUUUUAGGUGCUGCUAUGUUUCUGAUUGAGAUUGCUGGAAUUUUAUACACUGGUGAUUAUUCGAGAGAGGAGGAUAGACAUCUAAUGGCCGCUGAACUACCUCCUGCGCAGCCAGAUGUAUUAAUCACGGAAUCUACCUAUGGUGUUCAAAACCACGAACCACGUCUCGAAAAGUAUAAAAGUGUUAAUAUCAGUCGUUUUCGUUUUCUAAUACUUCUUCAACGUGGUGGUCGUUGUCUUAUGCCUGUUUUCGCACUGGGACGUGCUCAAGAGUUACUCUUGAUUCUUGAUGAAUAUUGGGAAGCACACCCAGAAUUAGAAUCCGUUCCCAUUUAUUAUGCAUCUUCUUUAGCCAAAAAAUGUAUGGCAGUUUAUCAGACAUACAUCAACAUGAUGAAUUCCAAAAUCAGGAAACAAUUUGCCAUAUCCAAUCCUUUUGUAUUUAAACAUAUCUCAAACUUAAAGAACAUGGACAACUUUGAUGAUGUAGGGCCCUGCGUAAUGAUGGCCAGUCCUGGUAUGUUACAAAGUGGAUUAUCGCGUGAAUUGUUUGAAAGAUGGUGUCCUGAUAAAAGAAAUGGUCUAGUUAUUACUGGGUAUUGUGUCGAUGGAACUAUGGCACGGCAUGCUAUGACGGAACCACCUGAAGUAACAUCAUUGUCAGGUGCUAAAAUUCCAUUAAAUAUGUCUGUUGAUUACAUAUCUUUUUCGGCUCACGUUGAUUAUAUACAAAACAGUAAAUUCAUUGAUGAGAUUAAAGCGCCUCAUGUGGUUCUUGUUCACGGAGAAUCUAAUUCUAUGGCUAGAUUGAAAUCUGCUUUACAAAGCAAGUAUGUUGAACGAGAAGAAAAUAUUAAAAUUUACUCUCCAAAAAAUUGUGAAACUGUCAAAUUGUAUUUCAGAGGAGAAAAAUUGGCAAAGGCUAUAGGUCGCUUGGCGGCAAAAUAUCCCGCUGAAAAUCAACUUGUAUCUGGAAUUAUUGUAUCUAAAGAUUUCCAAUUCAACAUUAUGGAUCCUAAUGAUCUUAAAGAUUUUAGCGGAAUAUCUACCUCAGCGAUAAUUCAAAAACAAACUAUCGCAUACCACUCUUCAUUCUCUCUAUUAAAAUAUCAUUUAGAACAGAUGUACGGUCCCCUAGAAGAAACAUUAGAUGACGAUCAAGUGCCUAUUUUUAUCAUUUUGGAAAACAUUAAAGUGAGACAUAUUAGCAAAAGUCAAGUUCAACUUGAAUGGUCGAGUACUUCCAUGAAUGAUAAUAUCGCUGAUUCCGUACUAGCAGUCUUGCUGAAUAUUGAAAGCAGUCCAGCAUCCGUAAAAAUUACGAAGCAUUCACACACGACAGAAGGUUCUUCCGAUAAUUUGAUGGAAAUUGAUGAACAAAAGAUGGAAACAAAGAAAACAGAAUUAUCACCUAAUACAUCAAUAUCGUCACGAGAAGCUACUGAAAAUUAUUUAAGGAAACAGUUCGGAGAAAUAUCUAGUAAAGACGAUUCUAAAGAUGAAAUCAUUAUUAAGACGGAUGAUCGUGUCGCAGAAGUCAAUCUUAGCACUCUAGAAGUCAAAACUGAUGACGAUAUAUUAAGAAAUCGAAUAACCACAAUAUUACCGCGCGUUACCAAACUUCUACAUUCUUUAGAAUCUUGUCCUGAUAACUUUGCUAAAAGAGAAGGAAAUGUAUUUGAGGAAAUUGAUAAAAGUAAAAAAGUUUUAAUAAGAAAUAAAAGAACUGUUUUUGAAGAAAAUAAAGUGGUUGUAUUGGAAGAUAGUGAAGAAAAAAACAAGGCACAAGUAAUAUUUGCAGCAGAUAAAGCACCUGUAAUGGUAUCUACUCAAAGACAAUCUACCUAUAACAGUAAUAUAGCACCUAUAACAACUUUAUUAACAAUGAUUCAAACAACAUCAGCUCCAACUAAAGUGACUUUAUUAACGAUGACUUCAACAAUGUCAGCUCCAACUAUAGCUAUUAAUGAAAAAAGCCUAAAAAAAAUUACUAUAUAA
This is a messenger RNA of Dentiscutata erythropus, 2490 nucleotides long. Lineage: Eukaryota; Fungi; Glomeromycota; Glomeromycetes; Diversisporales; Gigasporaceae. The record is from the annotation of a GenBank genome assembly.